Molecule: messenger RNA, 714 nt
Organism: Adineta ricciae
Lineage: Eukaryota; Metazoa; Rotifera; Eurotatoria; Adinetida; Adinetidae
Source: the annotation of a GenBank genome assembly
AUGGGCAAUCCACAAAAUAUCAACAACGCCACCUUCCAAGGUGCUGACAACAAUCCCGACGUUCAGAAUCUCAAUCCAGGCACACAAGGUGUUGACUUCAACGAGCCAAACUCAUCGGUCGUCAUUACAUUUACACCUGGCAUAACACCCAUCCUCAGCUCAGUUUCCGUUCCUCCGAACACAUCUAACGUCGACAGCAUCACUGUCAUCGUCAGAGGACCCGACGGAACAGUAUUUAUCAACGAAACCACACCAUCCGGAACCACAAUAGUCACUGCCACCUACACUCAACCUCUACCCGAAAACAGCACAGUUACUAUUACGUUCCACACACCAGAUGAUUCGCCUGCAGAAGGUGUCACAGUUUCUAUUAUUGCAUGCUACACGCCAUCGGAAGCCACGACAGUUAUAACAAGUGGAACAGUGCCACCAACUAUUUCUGGUUCAACUCCAUCCAUCACCAUCAGCAGUGUCAUAACGGGAACCACCCGAACACCAGCGACAGGCUUGACGUCAGUUAGUUUAGCCACGGGACCAGCAGCUACUACGACCACAGUUAUCUGCCCUCUUACAGAAGGUAUGUUUCUUUUUAAUGUAAAAAGACUUCGCUUUAUUGCGGCUGAAGGAGUUCUGCAAAAGUUCGGCAUCUAUCGAAGCGCUGAGAGGAAGAAGAGGCUAAGCGAAUUAGUACGCAAUCACCUUGCACCUGCUUAA